Messenger RNA from Puccinia graminis f. sp. tritici CRL 75-36-700-3, 1455 nucleotides. RefSeq lists its product as uncharacterized. Lineage: Eukaryota; Fungi; Basidiomycota; Pucciniomycetes; Pucciniales; Pucciniaceae. The transcript has 6 exons. The record is from RefSeq and is a predicted model, not a curated record. Bases 1 to 1374 code for a protein of 457 amino acids.
AUGGGGUGCUCUGAAUUGAGAGAUGAAGGACCCACUUCAUCUUGUCUCCAACAGGAGGAAGGAAAAAAUGGUUCAAAAAAAGGAUUGGAUGAUGGAAGUGUUUCUUCAGAACCAAAAUCACAUGUAGAAAAACCAGGAGUUGAAACCAAUCAAUUAAAGACUACUGCUUUGAAGCCUCAGGUGGAAGAAAAGAAAGGUAGUCAUAUUAAUAAUCAAGAACAAGUAGAAAGGGAUUCUUUAGUUUUGAAUCCAACUGCAAGAAUUCCCAAGGCUCAAAUGAACAAGGAGAUCAAUCAAUCUACAUCUCAGGAAGAACAUGCAGAGAAUACCAAAAGUGAUUUGAAGAGUAAAGACAAAGUGGCCCAUACACUACAGGAAAACCAUCAGGUACAAAGUGAUAAGAAGACACAAAUAUCCACAGAUCAGGAAAAAUUGGCCAUCUCAACCAAGGAAAAGCUCAUCAAGUCCACCAAUACCAUGAAGGAUUUGGGAAGUGAAAAUUUCUUUGAAGAACAAUUGAAAUUGAAAGAUCAUAUGUUGGCUGCUAGGAAGAUAUCAGCUGGUUUGAAUGCACACCAGGUUGAUUCAAGAUCUUCCUCCUCAAGGUUUGAUAUUCAUCCUAGUUCAAUAGAGCUGUGGAAUUAUUUAUUUCGAGAGUUUGAAACCAUCAUUGAAGAAAAGCAUAAUGUCAAAUCACCAAAGAAUAAUCCUGAGAAAACAGAAGGAGUUAUAGUUGAAAAGAAGAAUAAAGGAAGUAAAAAUGAUGAAUCCAACAAGGAUAGAAGAUUCACAAGACAAGAAAAGGGAAAAUACAAAGUCAGAUUCUCAAUACCAGAAUCCCCCAAUGAAUCCCAACCGCUUGAAGGGGAAAAUCAAAAGGAAAUAAAUGAUGAAGUUGGAUCAUCCAAAGCAGUACAAAACCAACAUUUAGAUGAUGAAGGUCAAAAGAAAAAGGAAAUAAAUGAUGAAGUUGGAUCAUCCAAAGCAGUACAAAAACAAGCUUCCAAACCUACAGAUCUAGGUAAAAAAUCAACAAUCAAUCAAGCCAAUAUUUUGGAUAAUAAACCAAAAAUUGAACCAAACAAGGCAACAAAUUCUCAAGGUUUAGGGCGGGAUUACCAAGAUCUUGUUGCCCAAUUAUCUGAUUAUUCCACCAAAACAAAGGAGAAGGCCAAUAAUUCUUCAGAUGGCCAAUCAAACUAUGUGGCCAUGGCAAAGGCAGCAUACCUCAAGCUGCCUCAUGUCAAAAGCCUGGAGAUGGAAGACAUAAUCAAAUCAUUCAAGGCUUUGGAAGAUGAAAAUGUAGCCAAAAUAUUCUUGCAUAUCAAAGGAGAUGAUCUCCGCUACUUAUGGCUUGAAAGUGAGAUCAGAUGAAAACUGCUGGAUGAUGUCAAUUGACUAAUCUUCACUUCCCAUACAUAAUUUGGGCAGUUUGUGAGCUUUUGAUAAUGAUAU